Molecule: messenger RNA, 582 nt
Organism: Dovyalis caffra
Lineage: Eukaryota; Viridiplantae; Streptophyta; Magnoliopsida; Malpighiales; Salicaceae
Source: the annotation of a GenBank genome assembly
AUGCCAAAGAGUCCUAUCUUGUUGGAGAAGAUUUAUGAAAAUUUGUUGGUCGAGAUGAUACUUGCAGCUCCUGAUAAUAAUGCUCAAAAUGCUGAUUCUCUUAAGCUGUGGACGCAAGAGAAUGCCAAAACAGAAUUUGUCUUGAAACGAUCUCACUCUCUCGGGCUGUUCGAGCAUAUCCUCCGUUGUAAAAUGCAUGCAAAUGAGCUAGCAAACACUACUCAGGGUAAUCUUUCUAUUGCCCAAUACGUCCUGAAAAUGAAAACUUUAUGCUCGAAAUUUUCUCUUCUGGAUUCGGAUGAACCAAUUUCUGCAUCUCGAAUGAAGCUCUAUAUUAUUCGGGAUAUGAGAACUGAAUAUACUCCAUUUGUUACUUCAGGGGUGGGCUCAACAAGGAAUGUAGCUGCAUUUGAGGCUACAGUGCAGCUUCUUUUAUCUGGAGAAAAGGUUGAGGUCCAAUUUCUCCAGAAGGAAACCGACCUGUUUACAGGAUACUAUUCCCUUGAUAUCGUCUUUAUCAAAGAUGAACCCAAAUCGCGACUUAAGCAGUUGCCUGAAGGCAGUGGCAGCAGAAGCUUGUAG